UCACUGUCAAGGACGUUAACUCUCACGGUACGAUAUUCUACUUUUUUUUUACUCUUAUUGAACAAGAAGGAAGAGAGAGAGAAGAAAAAAAAAGAAAAACAUAUAUACAUUACGAGAAAGAAAAAAAAAAAAAAAAAAUUAUAGCCUUCCCUCUGGAAAAAAAUGACCCGUUGGAAAAAUACGCUUUGCCCUCCCUCAAUUUUUUUUCAUGAAAGAAAUGGAUACUUUUUUUUUUUUUUGGAUAUGCUUUCCCUAUUGACAGUACGAAACACGAUUGAAUCUAUUGAAACUUUGUUUAAAAAAGAGGGGGGUUGGGUUCAGUUUGUUAUCGAUGAUUUUGUGGCUUGGCUUUUUUUUUUUUUUUUUUUCUCUCUCUCUCUUGGAUAUCUUUUUUAUGUACAUGAUAGACUAACGUAUUUAUAACCAAUCUAUAUAGCCUUCAUCAAGGCUUAUGCUGCC
Mucor mucedo is the source of this 459-nucleotide messenger RNA. RefSeq lists its product as uncharacterized. The transcript has a single exon. The record is from RefSeq and is a predicted model, not a curated record. Bases 163 to 423 code for a protein of 86 amino acids. Lineage: Eukaryota; Fungi; Mucoromycota; Mucoromycetes; Mucorales; Mucoraceae.